Molecule: messenger RNA, 948 nt
Organism: Cygnus atratus (black swan)
Lineage: Eukaryota; Metazoa; Chordata; Aves; Anseriformes; Anatidae
Gene: BARHL1
Product: BarH like homeobox 1
Biological process (GO): regulation of transcription by RNA polymerase II
Cellular component (GO): nucleus
Molecular function (GO): DNA-binding transcription factor activity, RNA polymerase II-specific; RNA polymerase II transcription regulatory region sequence-specific DNA binding
Source: RefSeq, a predicted model, not a curated record
AUGGAGGGCUCCACCGGCUUCGGGAUCGACUCCAUCCUCUCGCACCGAGCCGGGAGCCCGGCAGGGCAAGGGGACCCUCUGGGGGGCGACGGGAGGUCCCCGCUGGAGCUGAGCCCCCGCUCGGAGGGCAGCAGCGGGUGCCCCUCGCCCCGCUCGCCCGGCCGCGAGUGCCUGGAGGCGGCGGGGCCGCAUCUGCAGCCCGGCCAGGGCUCGGCUCCUUCCCAGUCCCGGACCGUCACCUCGUCCUUCCUCAUCAGAGACAUCCUGGCCGACUGCAAGCCCCUGGCAGCCUGCGCCCCUUACUCCAGCACCAAUGGACCUCACGGCGGGCAGGAGCCGGCGGGCAGGAUCCCCACCAAACCCGGCGAGGACUUUAGGGAGAAAAUGGAAAAAACCACCAGCAGCUCUUCCUCGGAUUCCGAGUACAAAGUGAAAGAAGAAGGGGACCGGGAGAUCUCCAGCUCCCGGGACAGCCCCCCGGUGCGGCUGAAAAAGCCGCGCAAAGCCCGCACCGCCUUCACCGACCAUCAGCUGGCCCAGCUGGAGCGCAGCUUCGAGAGGCAAAAAUACCUGAGCGUGCAGGACAGGAUGGAGCUGGCGGCCUCCCUCAACCUCACCGACACGCAGGUGAAAACCUGGUACCAGAACAGAAGGACCAAGUGGAAAAGGCAGACGGCGGUGGGCCUGGAGCUGCUGGCCGAGGCCGGCAACUACUCAGCCCUGCAGAGGAUGUUCCCCUCGCCCUACUUCUACCCGCAGAGCCUGGUCUCCAACCUGGACCCCGGCGCUGCCCUCUACCUGUACCGCGGACCCAGCGCGCCGCCCCCGGCCCUCCAGAGACCCCUGGUGCCCCGCAUCCUCAUCCACGGACUGCAGGGCGGCAGCGAGCCCCCCCCGCCCCUGCCCCCCCUGCCCGGCGUCCUGCCCCGGGCCGCGCAGCCCCGGUGA